Amphibalanus amphitrite is the source of this 2167-nucleotide messenger RNA. Its product is annotated as facilitated trehalose transporter Tret1-like. Gene Ontology annotation, biological process: transmembrane transport. The record is from RefSeq and is a predicted model, not a curated record. NCBI's taxonomy places the organism in Eukaryota, Metazoa, Arthropoda, Thecostraca, Balanomorpha, Balanidae. The transcript has 5 exons. Bases 233 to 1774 code for a protein of 513 amino acids. Gene Ontology annotation, cellular component: membrane. Gene Ontology annotation, molecular function: transmembrane transporter activity.
UACUGCGUCGAGUUCAAAGGUUGACAGCGCUUUGGGCGUCGGCUGGUCGGUUGGUGACCGCGGGCGACUGGCCAGACCACCCGUAGCCCCUGGGCGCAGCACAUCACCAGCCGCGCCCAAGCGGGGAGCUUUGUGCGGAAGAGAGGUCCUUAGUGGAGCAUUGUGACAAGCCCCGUUCUUCUGGCUUGUGACCGAGGAAGACGAUCAGCCGCCCUGCCCUGACUGUCUUAGAAUGACACGUUCAGUGGAUUGUCCACCAAGCCAGCAGCGGGCAACGGAGACAUCUUUUGCGGAAGGUGAGGUCACUUCGGCUGAAGAUGCCGGGAGGGAGGUUGAAAAAGAAGAUGACGCCCAGGAUAACCACGAUGGCCUAACCGGCUGUCAGCUGUUGCGUCAGGUGUUUGCCGGGGUGAUGGUGGCCAUGAUCAGCAUAUCGGUCAGCUCCAGUAGCGCCGCUGCCUCCAUGCUGCCUCAGCUAAUGUCCAACGAAUCGGAUAUCACUCUGACGACGCUGCAGGGCACCUGGUUUGCCACCGCUCACACUCUGUCCGGCACCGUGGGCCUAACGCUGGGCGGCACGGCGGUUCACCACCUGGGACCUCGGAGGGUGCUGCUGCUGCAGGCCCUGCCGACCAUCGCCGGGUGGCUGAUGCAGGCCCUCGCUAACGGAUUCCCCAUGCUUCUCAUUGGACGCUGUCUGGUUGGCGCCUGCACCGGACUCUCAUUGGGCGCAGGGCAGGUGUACCGUGGCGAGAUGGCGUCCCCGCAGAUCCGGGGACGACUGGUCUGUCUCGGAGGGCUGUUCUCUAACAUCGCGAGCGUCCUCUGCUUUGUGGUCGGCUACCUCCUGCCGUGGCGCUGGGUGCCGGCCACCUUCCUCAUCGUGUUUCUGGUGCCCAGCGCGCUGGGAAUGCUGCUGGUACCUGAGUCGCCCUACUGGCUGAUGGGCAAACAGAGGCCCGAAGACGCCCGACGCAGUCUGCUGACGCUGCGGGGAGACCCGGCAGUGGCCGAGAGGGACCUUGCGAUCAUCACCGAAUCCUGCAAGAGUCGCCAGAAGGCGCUGACACCUCGCGAACUGGCGAGGGAGAUGAAGAAGCCCUCGGUGCUGGCACCGUUCCUCACUGUCACUGCGCUGUUCUUUGUCCGGACGAUGGCCGGGAUCAUAACCGUGCUGACGUACAUGGUGGUGAUCUUCCGAGAAACGGGCUCGGCACUGGACGCCUACCAGUCGUCCAUCUUGCUCGGCUGUGUGCGGAUGUUCAACUCCGUGUGCAGUGCGUUGUACGUCAGUGACCGCUUCGGCAGACGUCCGCUUCUGAUGCUCUCUGGGAUUGGAUGUGCGGCAACUACUCUGUGCAUGGCGGUGUUUCUAUUCUGCAGAGACGCGAUGCCGGACUGGGCUGGAUGGCAGCAGAUCUCGUGGGUGCCUCUGCCACUUAUCCUUAUGUACAUCGUCUUCUUCGACUUCGGAUUCGCCCGCACGGGCUGGAUUGUGCACGCGGAGCUUCUCCCGAACCGUGUGCGCUCGGGACUAUCACUCUUCAUAGUCCUCGUCCAUUUCAUCAGCGCCUUUAUAUCUGUUCUGACAUUUCCCUACAUACGGGAGGCGUUCGGGCUUGGGGGAGUUUUCUGCACAUUUGCCUUCUUCAGCUUCAUUGGUCUCCUGAUAACUAUCUUCUGUAUUCCGGAAACAAAGAACAAAAGGUUAGAAACAAUUGAGGCAUUUUACACACAGCGUUUUGGCGGGCACCAGCAUAAAGGCAAGGGAUAGACAGCGAACUUAGCUCGAUUUAGGCCGUUAUAGUCGUAAGAGUGAUCGUGUGGUUGCGAUGCGGUUGUGUCCUGCGCUCCAUGCAUUGUUACCCAGUUUGCGCGGUGAAACUCUGAAUCAGUGUUUAUUGAAAAGGGCUGGAAAAGUAGUUUAAGCCUUAGGUUGUGCUACGUUGUAGGUAUAUACGCGCCAGGUUGUACGACGUUGCCAAAACCACUACAACAAUAUGCUUCCAAGUCCCAGUUCACAGUUGGCACAACGAAAUCACACCUCACAAAAAGUGAGGUGUGAUUUCGGCAAUAUUCGAUUAUAGUGGUGUAUUUGAGACAAAACAUAAGAUUUAAAUUUGUGCACAUUAACAACAUAUUUUGACUAAUACAUUGCUCAAAUAAU